This is a messenger RNA of Mya arenaria, 2250 nucleotides long. RefSeq names its product T-complex protein 1 subunit alpha-like. The transcript is spliced from 12 exons. Gene Ontology annotation, biological process: protein folding. Bases 59 to 1726 code for a protein of 555 amino acids. Gene Ontology annotation, molecular function: ATP binding; ATP-dependent protein folding chaperone; ATP hydrolysis activity. The record is from RefSeq and is a predicted model, not a curated record. Gene Ontology annotation, cellular component: chaperonin-containing T-complex. Lineage: Eukaryota; Metazoa; Mollusca; Bivalvia; Myida; Myidae.
CAAAUGUUAAACCGGUUAAACAUUUCAAACAAACAUUCCUUAGCAUUCAUGUACAAACAUGGCGGACACUAGCUCACUGUUAACUGUUGGUGGCGACCGAACAACGGGCCAGUCUGUGAGAACACAGAAUGUUAUGGCAGCAGCGACAAUUGCCAACAUAGUGAAAAGCAGCCUUGGACCCGUGGGCCUUGAUAAAAUGUUGGUCGACGAUGUUGGGGAUAUUACAAUCACAAACGACGGUGCGACCAUUCUCAAGCUACUAGACGUUGAGCACCCAGCUGCCAAGGUUCUCGUAGAGUUGGCUGAUCUACAGGAUCAGGAAGUCGGAGAUGGCACAACCUCUGUUGUCAUAAUUGCUGCUGAGCUGUUGAAGAACGCUGACGAGCUUGUUAAACAGAAAAUCCACCCCACAUCAAUCAUCAGUGGUUACAGACUGGCCUGCAAGGAGGCUUGUCGCUACAUUCAGGAACACCUGACCUGCAGCGUCGAGGAGCUAGGGAAGGAAUGUAUCAUCAACGCCGCCAAAACCAGCAUGUCCAGCAAGAUCAUUGGACCUCAGUCGGACUUUUUUUCCAACAUGGUGGUUGACGCAGCUAUGGCCAUUAGGCAGUCUGACGGUAAAGGUGGUUACCGCUACCCAAUCAAGGCUGUCAAUAUCCUGAAGGCUCAUGGGAAAAGCUCAAGUGAAAGCACCUUGGUGCCAGGCUACGCUCUCAACUGCACAGUGGCUUCACAAGCUCUACCAAAGCGUAUAGUAGGAGCCAAGAUCGCGUGUUUGGACUUCAGCCUGCAGAAGACGAAGAUGAAAAUGGGGGUUCAGAUUCUCAUUCAAGAAGCAGGCGAGCUAGAAAAAAUGCGACAGAGGGAGUCUGACAUCACAAAAGAGCGUAUUGAGAAGAUAAUGGCUACAGGAGCCAACGUUGUCCUGACCACCGGCGGUAUUGAUGACCUCUGUCUCAAAUAUUUUGUGGAGGCCGGCGCUAUGGCUGUACGCAGAUGCAAGAAAAUAGAUCUGAAGAGAAUCGCCAAGGCUACAGGAGCUGUGUUUGUAACAACGCUGGCUAACCUGGAAGGGGAGGAGACCUAUGAGCAGUCAUACCUCGGUCACGCUGAGGAGGUCGUACAGGAGCGCAUCUGUGAUGACGAACUUAUCCUCAUUAAGGGCACCAAGGCCAGAUCAGCUGCUAGCAUAAUCCUACGUGGAGCCAACGACUUCUACUGUGAUGAGAUGGAACGAUCUGUCCACGACUCCCUGUGCGUGGUUCGUCGUGUUCUCGAGUCAAAAUCUGUAGUGCCCGGCGGAGGGGCUGUGGAGGCUGCAUUGUCCAUAUACCUGGAGAACUACGCCACUUCUCUCGGAUCAAGAGAGCAGUUGGCCAUUGCCGAGUUUGCCCGAUCUCUGUUGGUGAUCCCCAAGCAGCUCGCCGUGAAUGCUGCCCAGGACUCCACCGAUCUUGUAGCGAAACUGCGCGCCUACCAUAACUUGUCUCAGGUUAAAGAGGACCAGAGAGACCUUCGAUGGGUUGGGUUGGACCUCCACAAGGGGGUUGUACGUGACAACAGACGCGCAGGUGUCCUUGAGCCGGCCAUCUCCAAGAUAAAGUCCCUCAAGUUUGCCACAGAGGCGGCCAUUACCAUUCUUCGUAUUGACGACAUGAUCAAGCUGGUACAGGAACAGAAGGGGGGAAGUGCGUACGAGCAGGCACUCAGAUCGGGCCAGCUUUAAAUGACUUUUAUACAGAAAAAUAUAGUGAAUUCUUUGAAUUACUUAAGGUCCAUGUUGUAAGCUAUUGUCUGCCUUCGUAGCUGUUCACAAUUUGCCAUUAACCUAUUGGAAUACUCACACAAUGUGGCUUGUUUUAACAGAUUUAAAAUUGUGAACUUUAAAGAAAGAACUUUCACAGCAUUUGUGUAAUAAGACUUGUAGUUUUGAUAACAACAACUUUUUUCAACUCAACAUUGAUUAUAAUUAUGCAACAUCUGUGAUGAAAAAAAAAAUGUUUAGUUACAAGAGAUAUAGUAGUUAUGCUUGUUAAUAAUGGUUCCUAUGGUUAUUAAGAACUUUCAGAGGAAUGAGUUAUGUUUGAAAUGAACAAAGAAUAAUAAGUAUGUGUUCUAAAUAAGAGCUUGUGCUUUUCUAUUUUAUGAACAUAUUUUCUUUACAUUUUGUGUGCUAUUUAUUUCAUGAAGUCUAUCCAUACAUUUGUAACAUUGUGAUGUUUUCUAGCAAAUAAAUUUAAUAAGAAAAUA